Musa acuminata subsp. malaccensis (wild Malaysian banana) is the source of this 1036-nucleotide messenger RNA. Its product is annotated as dof zinc finger protein DOF3.5-like. Gene Ontology annotation, molecular function: DNA binding; DNA-binding transcription factor activity. Gene Ontology annotation, biological process: regulation of DNA-templated transcription. Lineage: Eukaryota; Viridiplantae; Streptophyta; Magnoliopsida; Zingiberales; Musaceae. The record is from RefSeq and is a predicted model, not a curated record.
CUUGUGCGAGGAAGGGUGUUCGUCCUUCCACUGGGCUUUACUUCAGAUCUUUAAAUAGUUUUAGCGAGCUAGAAAUCUAUGAAGGUGUCUAGUGCAAAUCACCAGGUAGCCAUGGCGAGCUUUCCGCUGGAAGAAGUACUCGGUGGACUUACAAAGGCAGAGCAGCAGGAGGGGAAGGUCAGACCACAACCAGAGCAAUCCAUAAAGUGCCCCAGGUGCGAGUCCACCAACACCAAGUUCUGCUACUACAACAACUACAGCCUCGCCCAGCCCAGGUACUUCUGCAAGGGCUGCCGGAGGUACUGGACCAAAGGAGGCACUCUAAGAAACGUCCCAAUUGGCGGCGGCUGCAGAAAGAACAAGAAGUCUUCUUCCUCUAAGAGGCCACAAGACCAAUCCUUCCACGCUAACCCCAUCACAUCAUUGGCUUCCAGUUCUGCGCUACCACCAUUCCUAGCUUAUGAUCCAAAUGAUCUGAUCCUGGCAUUUGCAAAGCUCCAGGAAGCUCACCGCAACCCUGGGCAUUUACUGGAUGACCAUGAGACUGCCCUUCACGGAGAUUCUAUCCCCGAACCUGGUCGUGUUCCUGAUGGUCUCGGGGAACCCGCAGAGUUCCUUGACUUUCUGAAUACUCGUACCACUGAUCCGACUGGCUUCCACAACCUCCACUGUGGGUAUAGUGGCAUCGGCGAUGUCUAUCAGGGUCUGGGAUUGCCUUUUGAUGCAGGCCUGGGUGGAGAAACAACAUCAUCAACAGCAGCAGCAGCUACAACUGUGACUGCUAAUCAAGUCUGCUGCAAGGUAUUGAACGGAUCGGAGGAUGAUACGAUGUCGAUGGGUAUGCAGUGGCAGGUUGCCGAGGAUCUCAACAUGGCUUCGGACUCCGGACGAGAUCAUCAAUGGAACGAGGUUGGCUCAGCUUGGCAUGGUCUCAUCAACAGCUCCCUCUUGUAGACAUCCGAAAACAUGCUUAGAUCAAAUGUUAGGUCCUCUCCUGUACGUGAAAUUACAGCAUCUAAUGGCUCCUCUUUUUGUU